Hibiscus syriacus is the source of this 1348-nucleotide messenger RNA. RefSeq lists its product as uncharacterized. Gene Ontology annotation, cellular component: chloroplast. Lineage: Eukaryota; Viridiplantae; Streptophyta; Magnoliopsida; Malvales; Malvaceae. The record is from RefSeq and is a predicted model, not a curated record. Bases 79 to 1125 code for a protein of 348 amino acids. The transcript has 12 exons.
CAAACUUUUUUUCUCGCUAUAAAUAAAGUCAACGCCAGGAUCUCUCAAAGAAAAGUGUAAUUUCAUCAACCCAAAGCUAUGGCUGGAGUCCUUAACACCUCCAAGCUCCCUGGUUUUUCAUCACUUACCUUCCGUAAACAGUUAAAAUCACCACCUUCCACUUCUGUUUCAGCUUCCUCGGAAACCUCAGAUUCCCAGCACAAUACUGCCUCUAUCAGCGGUACCAAGGAAGUUCAGAAUUCAAGCUUUGCUUCUUUUUCUUCUUCUUCAACGGCUGCAUCCUUUGCUCUUCCUCCGAAUUUCAAGCAACCGGAGCCAAAGAGGCUUGGCAUCAGACCAGAUAAGUUUUGGGAUAUCAUUGGAGCUUGCCUUGCCUUGUUCUUUCGGUUGGGAACCGGUAUUUUUGUCUCUGGCUAUUCCGCGUCUCUUGUUUCCAAGGAUGAGAUCCCACCUGACCAGUAUAGUUUAGACAUAGGAGGUUAUAAGCUGAAAGAGACAUCGAAGAUUGGCCCUCGUCCAGAAAAGCCGAUUGAGAUAUAUGAGUUUGAAAGUUGUCCAUUCUGUCGGAAGGUUAGGGAAAUUGUUUCAAUUUUGGAUCUCGAUGUUCUGUUUUAUCCGUGCCCCAAAAAUGGUCCAACUUUUCGUCCCAAGGUUACUGAAAUGGGUGGAAAGCAGCAGUUCCCAUACAUGGUGGAUCCAAAUACGGGAGUGGCUAUGUAUGAAUCAGAUGAAAUCAUAAAGUAUCUGGUUCGAAAUUAUGGUGAUGGAAGAGUUCCUUUCAUGCUGUCGCUCGGUCCGCUGACGACACUGAGUGAAGCCUUUGCCAUGAUUGCUCGCUUUGGAAAGGGAACUUACUACACUCCAUCAAAGUUACCUCCCAAGCCACUUGAGAUAUGGGCAUUUGAGGGAUCCCCAUUCUGUAAGAUUGCUCGAGAAGUGCUGGUCGAACUCGAGUUACCACACAUUCAGCGCAGUUGUCCUCGGGGCAGCCCGAAACGGAAUAUCCUGUAUGAGAAAGCCGGACAUUUUCAGGUACCUUACCUAGAAGAUCCAAACACGGGGGUGCAAAUGUUUGAAAGUGCAGAAAUAGCAGAUUACUUGAGAGCUACAUAUGCUCAAUGCUAAUGGAAACCUCUUCCCAAUUCAUGUUAUCCAUCAUGUCGUGUUGUUAUCGGUGCCCGGCACCGUAUCCGGAGCAUUUACAGACAUGGGUAUCAGUGUCAAAAACUCAUAUACAAGACAUAUAGUGUUGAUGCCUAAAAUUUCACCCUUUUUUCCCCUUGGUAAUUACUGUAUCUUUCUGUUUAUUUUCUAUGUUGUUUGCUAUGAAAACUAUGAUGUAUGGGAA